AUGAAUAAUAUAGCAUGGUGUGGUAUUGAGAUGGAGAAAUAUCUGAGCCGCCUUCUCCCCUGUGAAGCCACCGGCUGGAGACCGUCGCACCCCACAGCAACACCGGUCGCCGGAGACCCCACUGCUAGGCUACAGGCAAUGGAUUGGUUUGAAGGUGUGGAGGACACUCGUCUUCUUGUUUCGUCAUCAGAAGGAGAUCCUUCUGCUACUGGAGAGGACAUGGGACACUUUCUGGAACUUCGCCAUCCAAAAACUGGAGAGACUGCAAGUUACCUGAUGAUGAAUGGAGGCCUUCAAGAACUCACCUGGUUUAAACAAUCUCAUGGGUCUUGGUUCAUGGGAGAUUAUAUUAGUGAAGAUGGUAGAUUGUAUGCUGCUACUCCAGUUGACCCUGUUUUCAUUCUUUUGCCAAUAUUUGAUAAAGCACGAAUGAAGAAUGGAAAUGAUUUAGGGAAGUUUAGGCAACUUGAUGAGAUCAUUUACAUUCAAAAUUAUCCUGGUUAUCAUCAUUUAUCAUCAAUUGCUGAAAAGUCAAUGGAAGUUGUUUGUGAUUGUAAAGAGAUCGGAUCCAUAAAGUUUUUUAGACUCAAUGACUCAAAGGUUUUAUCAUGGAUGUAUUAUAAGGUACAACAACUAAAGCAGACCCUUCUCAAACUGGAUAAAAACUAUGCUGCUCAAACUGAGAAGGAAACAUUGAUCGAUGCAGUUAUGAUUUUGGGUGAAUACAUGGAAGAUGAGCCAUGGUUGAAGCUUCUAAGCAACAAUCUUAGGCUAAAUAUUGAUGAGGCAGUUCAAAUUCAGAUACCAAAAACAGAAAUCAUCUCUUCUCCUUCACCAACUUCUGAAUUUUCAUUUAAACCCACACAGAAAAAAAAUCAGGAACAGGUAGGGAGUGACAAGAGAGUUACCCGAAAUAAAAAGGUAAAAAUAGAGACGAAUUCACAUAACAUUAAAGAUAUGUUUACCAGGGCUCCAAGAAGGGGGAAAUGACUUCAAGAAUAUGUCUCUUUCAACACCAAUUUCUAGGGUUUUGUGUUGUGUAACAUCAGUUUCUAUGUUUUUUUUUUAAUCCUUACAUGUAAUGUCUAACGACAUCUUAAUUAUUACAUUAUUCUUAUGGGUAUUGUUAUUGUUAUU
Lactuca virosa is the source of this 1137-nucleotide messenger RNA. The record is from the annotation of a GenBank genome assembly. Lineage: Eukaryota; Viridiplantae; Streptophyta; Magnoliopsida; Asterales; Asteraceae.